Esox lucius (northern pike) is the source of this 936-nucleotide messenger RNA. RefSeq names its product mitochondrial ribosomal protein L43 (gene mrpl43). The record is from RefSeq and is a predicted model, not a curated record. Gene Ontology annotation, cellular component: mitochondrial large ribosomal subunit. Bases 198 to 653 code for a protein of 151 amino acids. Gene Ontology annotation, biological process: mitochondrial translation. The transcript has 3 exons. NCBI's taxonomy places the organism in Eukaryota, Metazoa, Chordata, Actinopteri, Esociformes, Esocidae. Gene Ontology annotation, molecular function: structural constituent of ribosome.
CACAACAUGUCUUAAUCAAUUCUAUUUGUAUUUAUUCUUGUGUCCGUGUUUCUACACGGACUUUUUACGUAACGGACUGUAGGUUCAUCCAAUGCCCGUCAAAUCGCCCUUUGCUAAUAGCUACCUAGCUAUCUAACUAAUCAUUCCGACACAAACACACAUAUAUGUCAACUUAAAUAAUUUAUCUAUAUUGGAAAAUGACAUCUAGAGGUACCCAGAGUAGAUUCUUACAAAGCGUUUUGCAAAACGGGGUAGGUCGCUAUGUCUGUCAACUGAAGCGCAUCUCCCUUGUAUUCUCUAAGAAAGGGCAGAGCUCGCUGGGCGUCAGGGAAUUCAUAGAAGAAGGAGUGGUGGAUUUUGCUAAAAAGAACCCUGGAACUGUAGUCUACGUAUCUCCCCAGCAAUGCAACGUUCCCAAGAUUGUGGCAGAAUAUUUAAAUGGCAACGUGAAGGAGGAAGCCAUUCCGUGCAAGACGUCUCAGCAGAUUGCAGAGCUGAUAACCAAACUGACGAACCAGUCCGGCCUGGAUAUCAUUCGUAUCCGCAAGCCUUUCCAUACAGACAGUCCCAGCAUCCAGGGCCAAUGGCAUCCCUUCACGAACCGGCCACGAUCCAUUGAACCAGUUGGACCCCACAAACAGCCGGGUAACUGAAGACUGUGAAACCUCAUAACAUGGACAAUACGUCUGCCCUGAUUAGGGGCAGCAAGAACACAAGUCAACUCCACUCUUUCCAAAACUCUAUGUGGGCCCUUUUGUUUUCCUAUACAACCAAUUCACUAGACCCUUACAUUGUAGCAUAUCUGCAAUUCUGAUCAGAACAGAUUGUGUGUUCGGAGCUUGUUAGCGCUUGGGGACAGAGCAGGUGCUGUGUGUCCAGACUGUUCAAUGCAGCGGUGUCUUUUGAAUAAAAUAAACCUGUCUUGGAUUGAAAAGA